GAAGAUUCCAUCUAAGAGCACAGCGUGGGCACUAGGCGGAGGGAGGGGGGAGAGAGUGGUGACUUCACCUGGCUCAGGGCAGAGGUAUCUGGAGCCCAGGCUUGAGCAUCGAAGAGCCUGGCAUCUCAGCAGCCACGACCUUGCCUCUGUCCUGUCUGAGCCGGGAAUCGAGCUCCCAGCCUCGCUGGCACAGGCCUUGGCACAAGUAAGCUGUGCUUUCACCUGUUUGCGACAGGGCACAGACGCCGAGGAACCAAGAUCUGGCCUGGCCCAAAGCUGGGCUCUCUGGUGGCCCAGAGCUGGUCACUGGGGAGCCCUCCUCCUGCCCUAGCCCCACUGGUGCGAAUGUGCCGCUGCCCGCUGGAGCACCAUGAUGGCAGGAUGACCUCAGCCGAAGUAGUGGCAACAGCUGGUGGUGCUCGGGUGACUGGGCCCCCCGAGUGGUCCCCUGGCAGCCCCCAGGCCCUCGGGCAGCCUGGCCGGGCCCGGGUGGCCAUGGCAGCCCUGGUGUGGCUGCUGGCAGGAGCUAGCAUGUCAAGCCUCAACAAGUGGAUCUUCACAGUGCACGGCUUUGGGCGGCCCCUGCUGCUCUCGGCGCUGCACAUGCUGGUGGCAGCCCUGGCAUGCCACCGGGGGGCACGGCGCCCCAUGCCAGGUGGCACUCGCCGCCGAGUGCUGCUGCUCAGCCUCACUUUCGGCACCUCCAUGGCCUGCGGCAACGUGGGCCUGAGCGCUGUGCCCCUGGACCUGGCGCAGCUGGUCACCACCACCACACCCCUGUUCACGCUGGCCCUGUCAGCGCUGCUGCUCGGCCGGCGCCACCACCCGCUGCAGCUGGCUGCCAUGGGCCCCCUCUGCCUGGGGGCCGCCUGCAGCCUGGCCGGAGAGUUCCGAGCACCUCCCACCGGCUGUGGCUUCCUGCUAGCUGCCACCUGCCUCCGCGGCCUCAAGUCAGUUCAGCAGAGUGCCCUGCUGCAGGAGGAGAGGCUGGAUGCGGUGACUCUGCUGUACGCCACCUCGCUGCCCAGCUUCUGCCUGCUGGCGGGAGCCGCCCUGGUGCUGGAGGCUGGUGUGGCCCCACCACCCGCUCCUGCUGACUCCCGCCUCUGGGCCUGCAUCCUGCUCAGCUGCCUGCUGUCUGUGCUCUACAACCUGGCCAGCUUCUCCCUGCUGGCCCUCACCUCGGCCCUCACCGUCCACGUCCUGGGCAACCUCACCGUUGUGGGCAACCUCAUCCUGUCCCGGCUCUUGUUUGGCAGCUGCCUCAGUGCUCUCAGCUACGUGGGCAUUGCACUCACUCUUUCAGGAAUGUUCCUUUACCACAACUGCGAGUUCGUGGCCUCCUGGGCUGCCCGCAGGGGGCUGUGGCAGAGGGACCAACCUGACAAGGGUCUUUGAGGCCACCCGGGAAGCCCCAGCCUGAAUCCAGCCGUGGCCAGUGGUCAUAGGAAAAGUGGAGAACAGGUAGCCGCCUUUGCUGGGGGCCAUGGGAGAGAGAGGCACCUUCUGGAAGGGUUGCCUUGGAGACUGGAGUGGGGACUCCCAGAGACCUACCUCCUGUCUCUGCCUGCCUCACCCUUGUCACAGACUCUGCUCACCACUGGAUGGUGGGUCCAAGCCUGGCAUAGUCACUGUGCUUGUCAGAGUAAUUAUUAUGAUUAGCAUCGACUACUAUGCCCAGAAAUGCUGGGCAAACGGAAAACCUCAAGUGUUAUGAUGACGAUGAUGAUGAUUCUUGGCGGUUGCACAAUCCUUCCUCCUGUGGGGGAGGCAGCUAGGGGGCCCAGGGAAAAGCUUCUUUGCUGCUGGGCUCCCCUAGGGAGUUGGGGUAGUCUGUGCCAACUCCAGGCAGCUGCUGUGACCUCACCCCUGGGCCCCCAAUUUUGGGUCAUCCGUCCUCAAAUAAACUAUUUUUGCUUGUA
Messenger RNA from Carlito syrichta (Philippine tarsier), 1922 nucleotides. It is a transcript of the gene SLC35E4, whose product is annotated as solute carrier family 35 member E4. The record is from RefSeq and is a predicted model, not a curated record. The coding region runs from base 346 to 1398 and encodes 350 amino acids. Gene Ontology annotation, cellular component: Golgi apparatus. Gene Ontology annotation, molecular function: antiporter activity. The transcript has 2 exons. NCBI's taxonomy places the organism in Eukaryota, Metazoa, Chordata, Mammalia, Primates, Tarsiidae.